Larimichthys crocea (large yellow croaker) is the source of this 2457-nucleotide messenger RNA. Its product is annotated as protein THEM6. The transcript is spliced from 3 exons. NCBI's taxonomy places the organism in Eukaryota, Metazoa, Chordata, Actinopteri, Sciaenidae. The record is from RefSeq and is a predicted model, not a curated record. Bases 113 to 721 code for a protein of 202 amino acids.
AAAAAAAGAACUACAAAUCGUCACGGACCCGGAAGUCGUGUUCAUUCAUUCUGCCGGUUUCCUCAAGUUGUAUCGCAUCAGAUGGUAGCGCUCUCCUCUGGACGCACGAGAGAUGUUGCUCCUGGUGCUGGGUGCCCUCCUCCUGCUCUUCUGCAGUCUGGAUGUAUGGUACUUCCUACGGGGGGCCCAAGUGUUCAUCGAAGCUUGGUUCCAACCCCGAAUAUGGGACAUUCUAGUCGAGCAGAGCAUUGACGGCAUGGUCCUUCCUCAUGAUUUGGACUACAUGGGCCACAUGAACAACUCCCGAUACCUGAGGGAGUGUGACUUUGCCCGUUUCCACCAUUACAUGCGAAACGGGCUGUUCAUGGCCUCGCGUAAACUGGGGGCUAAAAUGGUAGUAGGGGCCUCCACUAUCCGAUACCGGCGCUCCCUGGCUUUCCGUGAGGCCUUUGAGAUUCGGACCAAAAUACUCGGAUGGGAUGAGAAGGCGUUUUACUUGGAGCAGCGCUUCGUGUCCAAGAAAGACGGUUUUGUCUCUGCCAUCAUGCUCUGUAGGCAGAAUGUGGUGCGCUGCAGCCCGGAGAGCAUCAUCGAGUUUGUCUGCAAGAGGAAGAUCGAGUGCCCCGAGUUUCCCGAGGACCUUAAACACUGGAUCAGCUACAUCUCAGCCAGCAGCCAGGCCCUGCGAGCGGAGAGCGGACUGGAAGAGAAGAAUAAGUGAAGCCGCACCAUGUAUCAUGAGCGUAGACGCACAUAUCGUCCGCAUUGCACGCACAUAUACCGUAUACAACCAUACAUGCACACAAACAGUUGAAACAUCGUAGGGAGGUUUUAGUUGACUCACAAUUUAUUCCGUUUAUCUCUGUUUUUUCCGGUCGAUCCAACCUGCUGUGUAUUUUUGUAUGACGUGAAGAGAAAUCCUGAACUUGACAGCUGAAUAUGAAAACUUGAACUGUAACUAUUCCAUGUUUUAAAAUGCACUGUACUGUAUGCACUUGGGGGUCAGGCAGGCAGGGAUUCUCCAACUUAUUACUCAAAAGAUCCACAUCUUCUUUUCAUUCAGAAGUCCGUAACAAAAUAACAUUUAAUGUCCUUGUUUGCCUGCAAUCAGGAGAAGUUAGCUUUUGUUGCACUUUAAUUAACGUCACAUCUGUUGAGACUGGGCCAGCACGCAGCAACCGAGGCAGUCACACAUUAGACAUAUUUAUUUAUGACUCCGCAAUAUUCUCACAACUAUGUUUACGCGAGUUGUAGAUAUUGUUUGCUCGAGAAGAUGAUCGAUUUAGGAGCUGGUAGCAAAUUUCUCUGCUGUAAGUUUAUACGUGAAAUCGGCAGCAGCAGCAACAACACAAGCAGAGCGCACACCGCUGUCCAUCAGUUACCAUGACAACGUUGUUGUAAAAAACAUAUAAAAGCCACAUUCAUCAUCUGAUCUUAUCACUAUAUAUUCAACAUGAGAAUUUAUUGAUCAGUAGGAAAUUUCAUUCAAAUGGGAGACAUUACACUCCAUGAUGUAUUGUAUCCAUGAUGUGGACUAUGGGCUCGGUCCGGAUUGACUUUCUUUUUCCUGGAACGUGGACCGAGGUCCGGACUUUGAGAUGUCCUGCACAAGAACGUAGCUUAAUCCUUGCAUCUUAUGCAGCAGCUGACUGUGAAUAGACUGGCUUUAGACACCUUCAUUCUCAUUUAGCAAAAAAAUCCUCAGACUUCAAAUAAGCAUGUAGAGAAAAAAAAAAGUUAAUCCUUCACUGACAUUGAUGCAUGCAUUUGAAACAAACAGAAUAAUUUUUUUGUGCCUGUUUCUCUUGAUUAGCGGUAGUUUACACUUAGUAAAGUUUCAGAGAAUUAUAACUUUUUAUGAAAAAAAAAAAAACUAGGUGUAAUGAAAUUCUUGAACGAUGUACUGACAAUUGUUUUAAUAUUCCCAUCAGCAUUUUACACAAAGUGUAACGCAAGUGAGUAGACAAACUGUUGACACUCUGAAAGGGAAUGUUGGAUUUUAUCAGUUGUACCAAAUUUUUAAUGCGUGCAUUUAAAGGGUGGGCUUCCUUAUUGGAAUCACGUGCAACAUCAAGAGAAAGUGCUCGAAUAUUGCAACUUUUACAAACCUGCAAUGCAAGACAGACACUGAUGUUGUUUGGUUUUAUUGAGAUCUGGAACCCUCCCUUUAAUGCAUCAAAGCUUUAGUUUGUGACCAAAGUAAUGUAUUGUUCUGUAUAAGGGAACAUAGAAAAUCACUUUCUAUAUACGUCUGACCUGUUAUUUAUGUUGUUAAUACACUGGAAACAAAUAAUGUUCUGUUCAUUUAAUUUCAAAGAUAUAAAUUGUCCUUUUUAUUUUCCACUGAUAUUAUUUAUGAUAUUUUGAAAUGGAAUACUGUAUCAAACUUCAUUUAUUGUGUUUGUCCUUUUAAUUUAUUUAAAGGCAUUUCAAAUUAAAAAUGCAUUGGAAACUACA